Molecule: messenger RNA, 315 nt
Organism: Centruroides sculpturatus (bark scorpion)
Lineage: Eukaryota; Metazoa; Arthropoda; Arachnida; Scorpiones; Buthidae
Product: trypsin zeta-like
Exons: 4
Coding region: 29-283 (84 amino acids)
Biological process (GO): proteolysis
Molecular function (GO): serine-type endopeptidase activity
Source: RefSeq, a predicted model, not a curated record
UUCAUCUCUUUUUUGUUAUAUUCUCAAAAUGAAAGACGUAUUAAGAUUUGGAUUAUUAUUCUUCCUCCUAAAUGUUAUAUAUGCCCUGUCAGUUUACGAGAGAAAUGAACCCAAAUCAGGAAGACAACGGAGGAUUGUUGGAGGUGAAAUCGCUCGUGAUAAAGAAUUUCCUUAUAUGGUAGCAUUGUUCAGAAAAAUACAUAACAUUGACGACUUUCGUGCGGGUUCUACAUUAAUAUCAACACAAACAAUACUUACAACAGCGCAUUGUAUAGUCGGGUAACGUUUAUUUCAAUUUUUUUUAACUCUUUUGAC